UCUCUCCACUGAGCGGCAGCAGACAGGAAAAACCCUCUCACGGACAAAUGGCGUCUCUCCGGUGCGAAGCAGCUGAUUUCCUGCAGAGCGCAGCAACAGUAGCGCGGACAAUAAAGAGGGCCUGAUCUUUGACGCUGCUGCAGGCGACAGUAGCAGGUCAAAUGUUUCCACCCCGUCGUUGGAGGGACACAUAACGAACAUGGGCAUCACCCCUUCAGAGACUUCCUCCUCCUCCUCCUCUUCCUCCUCCUCUUCUUCCUCCUGCUGCCCCACCGCCUGACUGACUGACUGGCUGGCUGGCCUUCUUCGUUAAUCCACUUCAGGGGAUCAUCUUUUUCCAACCCUUCCUGAGGUUUCACCAUCAAGACGGCGUUAUCUCAGAAAGCCAGCUCGGUGGCGGUAAAGAUGACCACGGCACGGUACCGUCCCACCUGGGAGCUUGCCGUGGACCCCCUGGUCUCAUGUAAGCUGUGCCUUGGAGAGUUUCCUCUGGAGCAGAUGACCACCAUCACUCAGUGCCAAUGUGUCUUCUGUACACUGUGCCUGAAGCAGUACGUGGAACUCCUGAUAAAAGAAGGCCUUGAAACUUCAAUUAGUUGUCCAGACUCUGCCUGCCCCAAAAGAGGACACUUGCAGGAAACUGAGAUCGAGUGCAUGGUGGCCACGGAGAUGAUGCAGAGAUACAAGAAGCUUCAGUUUGAAAGGGAAGUGCUACUGGACCCGUGUCGGACGUGGUGCCCCUCCUCCACCUGCCAGGCUGUGUGCCAACUAAAAGAAUCGGAUUCUCCAACGCUGCCACAGCUGGUCCAGUGCGCCGUCUGUGCCCUCGAGUUCUGCUCGGCCUGCAAAGCCAACUGGCACCCGGGGCAGGCCUGCCAGGAGAACAACCUGUCCAUCACGUCUUUCCUACCAGGAGAAAACAGCUCUUUCUUCAAGAACGAAGAGGACGACGCACCAAUCAAGCGCUGUCCUAAAUGUAAAGUUUACAUCGAGAGGGACGAGGGCUGUGCACAGAUGAUGUGCAAGAACUGCAAACACGCCUUCUGCUGGUACUGUCUGGAGUCUCUGGAUGACGACUUUCUCCUGAUCCACUAUGACAAAGGGCCGUGUCGAAACAAACUGGGCCACUCCAGGGCGUCUGUUAUCUGGCACAGGACACAGGUUGUGGGGAUCUUUGCUGGUUUCGGCCUGCUCCUGCUGGUUGCCUCCCCUUUCCUCCUCCUGGCCACGCCCAUCGUCCUCUGCUGCAAGUGCAAGUGCAGCAAAGGCGACGACGACCCCUUGCCGACCUAGAACGCGCCACGAGAGCUGGGGUGGAGAACCACUCCAAGGAUGGGUCAUCUUUUCUUUUUCCUUUUCACCCCCUUUAAUGGUUCCGUUUGUGCCCUCCCACCAGCUUCGAGUGCUUCAUGUUUUUCGGGCUCCGCCUCCCCGCCGCUCUCUCGGGCCACUCUGCAUGAAAGGGGCAUGGUAGGAAAGUGACCCUACACCUUGGCCUUAAGAGAGGUGCGGGGGUUAAAGGUCAGAGGGGGGAAGUUGGACUUGUCUGAGGACCGCUAUGUCUUUGUGUGCAAGAUGGUGAUGGUUUUUGGGAUGUAAAGGAAGACUGGGUCACUUUAUGUGUCCUCGCUGUGGGUCACUGUGGUGUGGUGUUUUCUGCAGAAGAUUCAGCGUACGGACGUUGUUGUGCAGGAGCCACGCUGAAGGAAAAAAAAAAAGAACCCUCGCUCUGUUUCUUAGUGGGUUUGAUGUAUGAUACAAAAAGUUUUCUUUUUCUUUUUCUCGUUCCUGCCACCGCCGCCACACCUGAUGUAGCUCUACAGACUCGGUCAGUAGCAUUGGAGUUGCGCCACGCAUGUUUGGCGUCGACCCGGUCUGCACACGGAACACGAUUCCUCCGCCGUGUCCCCCGACUGCGAUGGGAGGCUGUUGUCGCUCAUCAUGUACAGCACGUCCUCUUGAUGAUGUCAAUGUUUUAUAACCUGUCGCUUUUAUUAGAACUGUGCUCCGAGUUGUGUCUAUGUGUUGUACUUUAGAGUGUUACUACAACCCAUUAGGUACACAAUGUUAAAGGGGGAAUGCCACUGAAAUCCAAGAUUUGUUUUCUCUGGUCAAAUGAUUCGUCCUUUUAGACUGUGUACACUGGAGGUUGUCAUGUUUCUAGAUCCAGACAUUGUUUUAAAUGAGUGGCGUUCCCCUUUAAAGAUUUGCGUUAAUUCAAAGUUUAUGAGCGGACUUUGUAUCCACAUGUUGUGGGAACCAUUUUAAUACUUCACUUAAAGAGAUGUCACUCCUGUAAUUCUCAGUUCCUGAGUGGUAGAUCAGCCAAAUAGAGAUGAAUAGCCUUAAACUGAGAAGAGCCAAAAUCAGGCAUUUUCCCCCCCUGUGCUUUAAAGAAAAAAAAAAAAAGAGUUCAAAGUCCAAUUAUUCCCAGGGAAAAGCAUGGUUAAAGGCAUUUUUAAAAACAUAGCAGACAGUCAGUGAAGCCCUUUAUUCAAAUGAUUCUAUGAUGUCACCCAUAUGCCACAUUGUUUAUAGCCAUACUGUAUAAAAUAAGGGGGAAAAAAAGCACUGUCCUGAACUGAUGCUCUUUGUGACCUUGGACCUGGAUUUCUUAAGCCUCUCUGAGGAGGAGGAGGAAGAGGAGGAGGAAGAGGAGGAGGAGGAGGAGUGCAAACUUGCAUAUGUUAGUGGUCCAAGUGUUGGCGUUUCAUUUUUGUUGGUCGCUAAAUCCUCCGACAACAAGCAGCUAUACCGAGGCCCCGGAGAGUCAAAUCUAUAAGAAUGUUCCAUUGUUUUUUUGGGGCACACAACGAUGAAGCCGCUCUCUACUACAUCACUUUAUCUAUGCAAGUUUGUACGUUACCAUUCUUAAAGGCUGUCGAUUUACUUUCAUCAUAAUCAACUGUGUGUCACAGGCGUGCAAGCUGCAGAAUGUCCCAGUACGUGUGCAAUGUGCAUCAUCACGGUGUUUCUUUGAUCAGGGAAUUGUUCAGAAUCAUCUACGUUGCUUUUACAUGCUUUGAAAUCCGAGACAUGAUUUGUUGGUGUCUGUUUUUCUGGGCAUUUUUGAACAACUUCACACACACACAGAAAAAAAUGCAGUUACUUUCUAUUAUGAUCGGUAAAGGAGGGUGAAAAAAAAAAAAGGUCAAACGAUUUUGUCAUGAAUUGUGUAAUUCACCAGUGUAGCUUUUUUAAAAGUGUGGCUACAGUUGCUAAAAUAAAAAGGAUGGUCAAUAUUUUACAACAGUAGCUAUUCAAAGCUUAACUGUAGCUCUACUCCUCGUCAUAGUCGCCUUACAUUAUGAUCACCUUUACCUGUAGCCUGUUGCGUUCACUCACCUCUUGUGUUGGCCUAAUGAUUUUUGAUAUCCAUUAGGAUGUUCACUUCCCAAAAAUGCCUGAAUUCCUUUUGUUUUUGUCGUUGUUUCCAUGACAAUCGUGCCAAGCAGACUUCCUGGAAAGGGGGAAAAGGAAACAGAACUGUCGACUGUUUGUGCAUUUUGACCGUAUCUUUGUAUAACGCGUUAACAGUUUUUAACAGAGUUGGAAAAUAUUUGAAUGCUUCUCUUAUGUAAAGCACUUCUUUUUGGGUUUCAUUGUUUUACUUCUUUAUAUGAACCUGUGUGUGUGUGUGUGUGUGAUACGGUGCCUGCUGUGUUCGACAGCUGAAAUCAAUGUCACCUCAACAACAGAAAGGUCAAAACCAUGCGAGAGACUGCAAAUUUACCCAUUACUGUAAGUGUUUCUGCAGUGCAACCAUUCAGGGCUCUGAUAUCACCAGGAUUAAAAAAAACUAUUCAUGUAUCAGUCCACAGUAACAUCACGGCCAUUCUUCUUUACCUACUGUAUAUACUGUAUUAUGCAACAAACAGAAAAAAAGGGCCAAACAGCAGUGUCACAAUUCAUCAUGACUCAUUUUCUAAGGUCAAUACAAAGGUUUAAAGGCACUUAUCAUCAGCACACCUAUUGGAACAGGACAGUCCGACUGAUUCACACAAGCUUCAGAUCUACUUUGCAAAAUCUAUCCGAAGGUGGAGUUUGGUUAUGAGCAGCAGUUUUCUAUUAUAUAACCCGAGCUGUUGUGUCAAGAGAUGAAGCUGCAUGAUUCUUCUCUGACGUACAUGUUAAAUAUUACUAUAUGGUAGCCUCAGAUCUUUUUCAAAAUUGUAGCGUUGUCACCAUUUCGACCAGCAUUUAUUUUUCUUGAAGAAAAUGGUUUUGAUGUACGUUCUCCAACAUGCAGAAGGCUCAUGUGUCUGUUCCUUUAUUUUCGUAUAUGACUGUGUUGCAUCAUAGCUGUUGUAGUUGAAUGAUUCUUUUUUUUCCAGACAUGAUCAGGCCCCAAAUGGUCAAUUAAAUGUAACUCGCCUCAGUAAAAGUGGAUUAUUCUUCUGAGGAAACGCCGUCUGUACAUAAGGUUUCUGUGUUUGGAGGAAGUGAACGAUUUGUCCACUCUGGCUCAGUAACGGAAGGUGAAUUGAUGUGGGUUUAGAACAAAGAAAUCAACCGUGUAAAGUGGCAUUUUUGGAUCCAUUCUUUACGACUUUAGACUCAGCAUCUCAGUAUAUCUGCAGUUCCACUAACACUGUGACACCAGGUAUUAAAGGUUGUUGUUUUUUGUGA
This is a messenger RNA of Solea solea (common sole), 4629 nucleotides long. It is a transcript of the gene rnf144aa, whose product is annotated as ring finger protein 144aa. Bases 406 to 1293 code for a protein of 295 amino acids. Gene Ontology annotation, molecular function: ubiquitin protein ligase activity; zinc ion binding; ubiquitin conjugating enzyme binding. Lineage: Eukaryota; Metazoa; Chordata; Actinopteri; Pleuronectiformes; Soleidae. The record is from RefSeq and is a predicted model, not a curated record. Gene Ontology annotation, biological process: ubiquitin-dependent protein catabolic process; protein polyubiquitination; positive regulation of proteasomal ubiquitin-dependent protein catabolic process. Gene Ontology annotation, cellular component: cytoplasm; ubiquitin ligase complex; Golgi apparatus. The transcript has 9 exons.